GUACUUUGAUUUUGUCAUCACCAGUGUGUGGUCAUGUUGAACAUGUGUAGAAAAUGUUCUGCCUAUUGGGGUUCACUGCAAUGAUUUCUGGAUCCUGACUAUUCCAAGGGAACUUUGUGUAACAUGUAUAACAUAAUAACAGCAAUGAUAUGUAUGACAUUUUGUUUGCUCAGUUACUGUUGCAGUUAGUGCAACUACAGGCACCACUGCAAAUACGGCACCUAGCAUACCUAGUUGGGCAUAUGCAGGCCAAAAACUCUUCCUGUAAAUACGUUGUAUGCAAAUGUUUGUUGAUUUAACAAUGAUUGUAAUUGGUUUGUGAUCAGUGAUAGCAUACAAUUAGCUCAGUGUAGCUCAGUAGCAAAGUGUUUGGAGUGUUUACGUUAACUUUUAACACACUUUCUUGCCAAAACUUUUUUUCAGAGGUUGUGGGGGUUUACAUAACACUCAUGGAAAUUCUAGAGGGAAGAGGGGAGGAGCUUACUGAAAUUCCCCCCAUGGUGGGGGUAUAGAUAUUUUCUGGAACUACACAAUAUAUGAUUAAUGAUAAUCUGAUGACAACAAAAGUUUCUUCAUGUUUUAUGUUCAAAGGAUGAGUGCAGCCAAAAACAGCGAGAUCAGAUGAACAGUAAUCAAGGAUUUGGCCUCAAGAAAAAAGGAGUAGGAAAAAAGGAAUGUGAGCAAGACACUGGAUCUAUUUUGAAAUAUGCUGUUAAUGACAAGUGUGCAACACAAAAAUCAAAACCAUGGCAGAGGGCAAAAGUGAAAGCAACAAAAUCCAGAGGAAAUGAGAAGAGUAAAACAAACAGGAAAACUUCACAGAUAAGAAAUGCAAAACAGCAACAAAUUAGAUCUCCUGUCCACGAUGAAGAUGAACCUGACAUCAGUAAUGAGGGGAAUGAAUCAUAUUUGGAAGUGAUGCAGCAACUGCUCAACUGAAGCCCAAGGCAAAGGAAGUUUAUGAAAUCACAGGACGUAUCCUGGCCAUCGAUAUCAACAAACAACAUGUCUGUGUAAACUGCAAACAUCGCAACGACAAUGAUGAAGACUCCCCUGAUGACCUUGUACAGUGUUCCUCCAGCAAAAUAAGCACACUUAAAGAAAGCCUCCAGGAAAACUUCGGUAGGUUUUACUGCAACCGAGAAACCCUGGAUGGCAUGUUUCAGUCACUUACAGAAGUUGAGGGAUACAAUCUCGAAACAAAAUCAAAUAACAUGUCCAGGAAAUUUAUAGUCCAAACUCUCCUCUUAGUAAAACAAAUCUCAUUUGAGAUUUUCAUGGAGGACAAAAAAAUUAAGUCA
This is a messenger RNA of Orbicella faveolata, 1301 nucleotides long. RefSeq lists its product as uncharacterized. The record is from RefSeq and is a predicted model, not a curated record. NCBI's taxonomy places the organism in Eukaryota, Metazoa, Cnidaria, Anthozoa, Scleractinia, Merulinidae.